Molecule: messenger RNA, 1395 nt
Organism: Echinococcus granulosus
Lineage: Eukaryota; Metazoa; Platyhelminthes; Cestoda; Cyclophyllidea; Taeniidae
Product: E3 ubiquitin-protein ligase
Exons: 5
Coding region: 1-1395 (464 amino acids)
Molecular function (GO): zinc ion binding
Source: RefSeq, a predicted model, not a curated record
AUGGCUGACGUAAUACAAGAACUUAUAAGGAAGCCUCCAUGUCUCUCUCCGGAAUUUAUUGCUAGUAAAAAUAGGAAAAUGGCUCUUUUAGAAAUGAAUGAGCUUGUGAAUAAAUGCAAAGGCCGAUUUAAGAUCCAUGAUGCCAAUGAACUAGCGGGUGAAUAUAAGGCGGAAUAUCAUAGAAUACAUAGCGUGUAUCUUUCGGGCCCUCCUAUCCGACGCAAUCUCAAAUAUUCGGACUUGUGCAUAUUUGAUUCUUCCAGUGGUGCGGUGACCUAUGUACUUACAUCCUUACCGCCUAUUUUCUUCAAUUUUCAACUAAAUGGCGAUUACCCACAUGAUCAAAAUUUUGCUUUCUGGAUUGAAUCUGCUUGGCUUCCAUCUAUGCUUAUCGAAGUACUUACGGCUAAUUUGUCCAAUGUUAUGGCGUCCGAUUCUAAUGACGGCUCUCUUAAGGCCUGUUGCGAAUAUCUUCAAAAUGUCGCUCUCUCGUCUUUAUUUAGCUUGGGCGAUCCAAAUUCUCUGGUAAUAAAUGCUAUUGAACUUUUUGAUAAACCUGAGGAGCGUUUUCAGUUCGUUGAAACCUUGAUCGACUUCGAGGAGGAAAUGCGAGACAAAGAAUUUGAAUUAGGCACGUAUGAGUGUCCAGUGUGUCUUGAUAAUUACGAAGGUACAGCAUGCAUACGUUUGAGAGGUUGUGGUCACAUUUUCUGCAAGACUUGCGCUGCCCAAUCUAUUGCUGAGAGUGUGAAAAGUGGGGCUAACUCUGGCUCACCACUAUGCGCUUCGUGUGAAAAAGAGGUGCAUCCAGUGGAGGUAAGACAGAUUGUCAGCCUCGAAGUCUACGAGCAAUACGAGACGAUGCUUCUCAACCGGACACUGAGCUCCAUGCAAAACGUGGUUGAGUGCCCCAAUGAGGAUUGUAAAAAUCCACAUGUCAUGUUGGCUGAUGAUUUCGUGGAGGGUGUGUGCGCACAGUGCAUGUUUCAUUUUUGCGCAAAGUGUCGACAACAGUUUCACCCUGACACUGCUUGUGUCUCUGGUCCCCUUGCUAACUUGAGUCCCGUGGAAGCCCGUGACUUAGUCGAGCGCUACGAUAAUGCCGGGCCUGACGGCAAAAAUAUGCUUGAGACGCAGCAUGGAAAACUCAAUAUCCUCAAAUUGAUUCAGGAGGUAGCGUCGAAUACUUUCAUCAGUACCCAGUGUAAACCCUGCCCCAACUGCAAAUCCCCAAUUUUGAAAUACACCGGCUGCAAUCGUGUGAUGUGCUCAUCAUGUCGGAAGAAUUUUUGCUGGAUAUGCUUGGUUGUCAUAGACACCGCAAAUCCCUACAACCACUUUUCUGAAGCUAGCUGCAAGCUUUGGCAGAAAAAAAUGGAGGCUGCAACCACAUGA